This is a messenger RNA of Rosa chinensis, 742 nucleotides long. RefSeq names its product NADH dehydrogenase [ubiquinone] 1 beta subcomplex subunit 9. The transcript is spliced from 6 exons. The record is from RefSeq and is a predicted model, not a curated record. Gene Ontology annotation, biological process: mitochondrial electron transport, NADH to ubiquinone. The coding region runs from base 66 to 416 and encodes 116 amino acids. Lineage: Eukaryota; Viridiplantae; Streptophyta; Magnoliopsida; Rosales; Rosaceae.
GGUCGUUCUCGCUCGACACAGUGAAACAAGGGAGAGUGAAGAAAGAGCGAGAGAGAGAGAGAGAGAUGAGCGGAGUUUCAACAGCGGCGUACUUAGCUCGUCGGGCAGCUCAGAAGGAGCGGGUUCGGAUCCUCUACCGCAAGGCCCUCAAAGACACUCUCAACUGGGCCGUCCACCGCCACCUCUUCUACCAAGAUGCUGAUGCUCUGCGCCAGAGGUUCGAGACCAACAAGCACGUGGAAGAUCUUGACACAAUCGAUAGACUCAUAGCUAAUGCUGAAGCUACCUAUGAUAAGUGGCGCCACCCUGACCCUUAUGUUGUUCCCUGGGCUCCUGGUGGUUCAAAGUUUCAUCGGAAUCCGACUCCACCUGCUGGGAUUGAGAUAGUAUAUGACUAUGGCCGAGAAGAUAACUAAAACGAUGCAUAUUUUUCCUUCCAAUAAAUAAAGAUCAAGAUGAAGAAUGAGUAUGAUGAUGAAGACACUUUAAUUAAUGAGGCCAGCAUCUUUGAUGUAUUGCUCAAGCAAACGAUGAUUUUAAGCUACAAAUUAUUUCAAAUGCAGUUGCUCCUUAUCAUGGUGUAUUUGGUGUUUUUCUUCAAUGGAUCUUUGAUACAGAUGAACAAUGAAUGUGUUGUAUGCUUUCAGGUUGGGUUAAGCGUAGUGCUUAAUGUGAACUACUUUCUUCCGUCCCUUUAAUUGCAUUUCUUUGGCCGCAAUUGGCUACUGUGUUGCAAUAAUCA